GUCUAGGGGAAUUUACCUAUGGGAUUUACGGUAAUGAGCUUGCCGAUUUUUUUUCUUCGUCUUUCUCCCGCAGUAUUGAGAUACUCCGCCGGAACUGCCCAUCCCAUCCUACCCCAUCCCGCCCUAUCACCUCCCCUGGACAUCGCCGCACCGAUCCAGCCUCGACAGAGAGGACCAGCAGCACCAGCUAGCCGGCGGAGCGCAAGACAGCUUCGCACACAGGUAUUCCCAGGGAGUCACCCCCGUAUGAAGUCGCCCGUUUCCCCGUCUUGUUUUUCCUCUUCGCUCGACAGAGAGAGCCCAUAGCCUUCGGCCUCGGAUACCUCCCUGGUCUGCCACUCUCGAUACCCGCCUCGGUCCGCGCUCUCGUCUGUGUUCGGACCCAGGAAGCAGAAACCAUCGUGUCUCUGCUGCCUCCAUCGCGGCCCCCCGACCUGCGCCAAUUCCUAUCCCACCCCCCCCCCCCUCCAGGUUCCGAGACAAAUCGGACCCGCCGAUCAAUUGAUCAUGUUACUCUCCGUGCUCCGGAGCACCUCGGGUGCUCUCCGCUCCUCCUCGCCCAGACUCCUUAGAACAUCCCGAUGGCCGACGUCAACGUCUGUUUCGGUCCUAUGCGUCGCGAAGAGAUCCCAAUCGUCUACCGUCUUGGACAUCCAGCAGCGGUUGCUCUCGAGCCACCUACAAGAGGCCGAUCCGACCGUAUUCGAUAUCAUCGAGAAGGAGAAAAACCGGCAAAAACACUUCAUCAACCUCAUCCCCUCCGAGAACUUCACCUCGCAAGCCGUCCUCGAUGCGCUCGGCAGCCCCAUGCAAAACAAAUACUCGGAGGGUUACCCCGGGGCGAGGUAUUACGCUGGUAACGAGUUCAUCGACCAGUCCGAGAGGCUGUGCCAGCAGAGGGCCCUCGAUGCUUUCGGCUUAGAUAAGAAGGAAUGGGGUGUGAAUGUUCAGCCACUCUCCGGCGCGCCGGCGAAUCUAUACGUCUACUCGGCCGUCAUGGAAACCCAUGACAGACUCAUGGGACUAGACCUUCCUCACGGAGGCCACCUCUCUCACGGCUACCAGAUUCCCGGCAAGAAGAUCUCUGCCGUUUCCAAGUACUUCGAGACCGUCCCCUACCGGCUCAAUGAAGAGACGGGCUUGAUCGAUUACGAAAAGCUCGACGAGUUCGCCCAGAUCUACCGGCCCAAGGUCAUCGUGGCCGGAGCCAGCGCCUACAGCCGGUUUAUCGACUACAAGGCGAUAAAGGAGACGUGCAACAAGGUGAACGCCUACUUGCUAGCCGAUAUCGCGCACAUCUCCGGAAUGGUGGCGGCCAAGGUCAUUCCUAGCCCCUUUAGCUUCGCCGACAUCGUGACCACUACGAGUCACAAGAGCCUGCGCGGUCCCCGAGGUGCCUUGAUCUUCUACCGACGAGGAGUGUGGAGAGUCAACCCUAAGACGAAGGAGGAGAUUCCGUACAACCUAGAGAAUCCCAUCAACAGCUCGGUCUUCCCCGGCCACCAGGGCGGCCCUCACAACCAUACCAUCGCCGCGCUAGCCGUGGCGCUCGGGCAGGCCCAAACGCCCGAAUUCCGCGCAUACCAGGAGCAGGUCCUCUCGAACGCGCAGGCCCUAGCGAAGCGCCUGGGCGACGCUAAGUCCAGCGGGGGUCUCGGGUACAAGCUCGUGAGCGGAGGGACGGACAACCAUCUCGUCCUCGUCGACCUCAAGCCCCAGGAGAUCGACGGCGCCCGAGUCGAGAGGCUCCUCGAGCUGGUCGGCGUGGCUAGCAACAAGAACACGGUGCCUGGAGACAAGUCGGCGAUGGUGCCGGGCGGCCUGCGCAUCGGUACGCCGGCGAUGACGACGCGCGGCUUCUCGCAAGGCGACUUCGUCCGGGUGGCCGAUAUCAUCGAUCGCGCCGUCACGAUCGCAGUCCGGGUCGAUAAGGCGGCACGCAAAACGGCCGAGAAUCAGGACAAGAAGUAUAACCUCAAGUUUUUCUUCGAAACGCUCGGCGACGGCGAGCAGGACCCGGAAAUCAUACGGCUGCGAGCAGAGGUUGCAGACUGGGUGAGGACGUACCCGCUUCCGUGGGAGGCGAGGACGUGAUACGGUGGGGGCCACGUUAUCUAAACCGUAGCCGCGAAUGGGCUGCGUGUCUCCCCCCUCUCCCGAGCCCCAUCGUGUAGAUUCAAGCAAGGUUCCGUCACAGGUCCGAAAGGGCUGCCCCCACUCCUCGGGAGGCUUGGUUAGAGAAGGAUGCGCCGUCGUAUCAUUCUCAGUCAGGGAUCUGUUUCUCGUCGUAGCGGAAUGACGUGGGCGGCUAGGUACGGGCACGGGUCAUGUCAGCAAGGUAGCAUUGGGAGUUUUUU
Messenger RNA from Durotheca rogersii, 2357 nucleotides. Its product is annotated as serine hydroxymethyltransferase. NCBI's taxonomy places the organism in Eukaryota, Fungi, Ascomycota, Sordariomycetes, Xylariales, Xylariaceae. Bases 508 to 2094 code for a protein of 528 amino acids. The transcript is spliced from 5 exons. Gene Ontology annotation, cellular component: cytoplasm. Gene Ontology annotation, biological process: tetrahydrofolate interconversion; L-serine catabolic process; folic acid metabolic process. Gene Ontology annotation, molecular function: serine binding; pyridoxal phosphate binding; glycine hydroxymethyltransferase activity. The record is from RefSeq and is a predicted model, not a curated record.